Molecule: messenger RNA, 513 nt
Organism: Echinostoma caproni
Lineage: Eukaryota; Metazoa; Platyhelminthes; Trematoda; Plagiorchiida; Echinostomatidae
Source: the annotation of a GenBank genome assembly
AUGCCCAAGACCCACCCCAGUAGGGCGGACGAUAAUGCUGUUCGAAUGGACCGGCCUGAUAUUCCGAGUGCAAAUGUUCCUUCUCAGUCGGGGACUGGGGCAAAGGAGGUAGAAGCAGCACGGAGACACAUAGACCAGGACAAGGCCAUGGGCCCGGAUGGGGUGCAUCCGGCAGUCCUGUGGCACAUUGCUGACAUCAUGGCAGGUGCUCUGGCUCAACUUUUAAAACGAUCCUUGGACUCAGCAACACUGCUGUCCGGCCGGACCAUGGUAGAAGUGGUGCCAAUCCACAAGUGUGGGUUAAGGGCAGCUGCUUCGAACUACCGACCAGUAGGCCUGCUUCCGGUAAUCCUGAAAACAUUCGAGCCUCUCCUGAUAAAGAGGUUCCUCAUGCGCAUACUGGAAGCCCUGCCAAAAGACCAGCAGGUUGUGAGAUGGAUCGAAGCGUUACUACACGAGUGGACGUCCCGUGUAUGUAUGGAACAGGAAACCUCGGAAUUGGCAGCACCCUAA